Setaria italica (foxtail millet) is the source of this 1598-nucleotide messenger RNA. Its product is annotated as putative methylesterase 11, chloroplastic. The transcript is spliced from 5 exons. The coding region runs from base 107 to 1240 and encodes 377 amino acids. The record is from RefSeq and is a predicted model, not a curated record. Gene Ontology annotation, molecular function: methyl jasmonate esterase activity; methyl indole-3-acetate esterase activity. NCBI's taxonomy places the organism in Eukaryota, Viridiplantae, Streptophyta, Magnoliopsida, Poales, Poaceae.
GCUGCCGCCGCUUCCUUCCCCUCCUCGACCUCCGCCAAAGCCACCCUCCUGAACCGGAGCAGCAAAAGCAAGGAUUUUUUUUUCCUUCUCCAAAUCUACCAGCGCGAUGGGCUCGCUGGUCUCCUGCCUCUCCGACCCCUGCCCGUCGGCGUCGCCGCCGCCGCAGGCGAAGCGGCGCUCCUCCACCUCCUCCCGCGGCCGUGGCGGCGGCGGGAGGGAUUCCGCCAAGGCCAGCAUGUCCAUCGACGAGGAGGCGCUGGCCGCCGCGGCGGCGCUCGUGCUGGGCCAGCGGGGCGCCGUGGGGGCGUUCGAGCGGUCCGCGUCCGUGCGGUACGCCGCCAAGCGGCAGGGCCAGGGCCCGCCGCUGCCCCGGAGCUGCAGCACGCGCCCGAGGUCGCUCGCCGACCCCGAGCUCCAGCCGCAGCAGCUGCUCGCCAAGGAUUUGAAUUCUAAGGAUUUGGAAACCAACAUCAUUGUUCUUGUUCAUGGUGGUGGCUUUGGUGCUUGGUGUUGGUACAAGACUAUAUCGCUUCUUGAAGAUAGUGGGUUCAAAGUUAAUGCCAUCGACUUAACGGGCUCAGGGAUUCAUUCUUAUGACACAAACAAGAUUAGCAGUCUUUCAGAGUAUGCUGAACCGCUUACAUCUUAUCUUAAAGGCUUAGGUGAUGCUGAAAAGGUGAUUUUGGUAGGACAUGAUUUUGGUGGUACAUGUAUAUCCUACGCAAUGGAGAUGUUCCCAUCCAAAGUUGCCAAGGCAGUCUUCGUCUGCGCAGCAAUGCUGACAAAUGGACACAGUGCCCUUGACAUGUUCCAACAGCAGAUGGACGCAAACGGCACUCUCCAAAAGGCGCAGGAAUUCGUCUACUCCAAUGGCAAGGACCGGCCUCCGACAGCCAUCAACAUCGACAGAGCAUUACUGAGAGACCUGCUGUUCAACCAAAGCCCUUCAAAGGACGUGUCACUGGCCUCGGUGUCCAUGAGGCCGAUCCCUUUCGCCCCGGUGCUGGAGAAGCUUCAGUUAACAGCCGAGAACUACGGCUCAGUGCGGCGGUUCUACGUGGAGACCACGGAGGACAACGCCAUUCCCCUGCAUCUCCAGCAGAGCAUGUGCGGCAUCAACCCGCCGGAGAAGGUGCUGCGGCUGAAGGGGGCAGACCACGCGCCCUUCUUCUCCAAGCCGCAGGCGCUGCACAAGACCCUGGUGGAGAUCGCCGCCGUGCCACCGGUCCAAGCAUCGUGAGACCGCGUUUGACUUUUGCAGGCCAGCGAGCUUGCAUGGCUGCUGUACAUGCUGAGGAUGGUAUGGUUUGGGAGUCGUUAUACACGAUGCUGUCGCCGGUGUGGCAGCAGAGUCGGCUCUAGAAUUUCACCGUCAUCUCUGAAGAGGGCAUUCUUCCUUUGUGCACUGAGAUCUUGGGUGUGACUAUCACUACUGAUCCCGUUUAGAACAAGUUUGGAACGGUAGAAUCUCACGAGAUUUCUGUGACGAUAUUUCAGCUUUAUGUGAAAUUUCACAUUCAGAUAGGGCCAGCAUCUGUAACUCUGCUACAACCAAAAUGAUGAAAAAUGAAAGUAAAGAAAUGUUUUUUCUUCUCAUA